Molecule: messenger RNA, 1217 nt
Organism: Sebastes umbrosus (honeycomb rockfish)
Lineage: Eukaryota; Metazoa; Chordata; Actinopteri; Perciformes; Sebastidae
Product: snRNA-activating protein complex subunit 1-like
Exons: 1
Coding region: 135-1217 (360 amino acids)
Biological process (GO): snRNA transcription by RNA polymerase III; snRNA transcription by RNA polymerase II
Cellular component (GO): snRNA-activating protein complex
Molecular function (GO): sequence-specific DNA binding
Source: RefSeq, a predicted model, not a curated record
UCACGUUGUGGGAGUGGUUCUCAGGUAAUUGACAAACCCCAUGUGCUGUGAAUCCAUCCAGAGCUCCUUCAGACUCCUGUCCAAGCAGUCUUAAGAGUUUCAGUGCUGACUGAGGUUGUUGUUUUUUGGUCAGGAUGCCUCGUGCGCAGCCUUUUUACUCUGAAUUCUUCUACCAUCCUCUGACUGAGGAUGUGGAGGAACUCCUGGCUCGUUUCCAGCACACUGACUCCAUCAGGUAUGAGGAGUUUUCAGCCAUUUGGAGGGAGAUGAGCUUCUCAGAUGUUUUCAUAGGUAUCAUCAGUGAGGGUGAAAUGAAGAGAUUCUGCAGAGUAGCGCUGGCCACAGCCGUGAAGUUCUUCCUGCCUCCAUACAGCUACCAGAUCAGAGUGGGAGCCUUAUAUCUGAUGUAUGGUUUGUACUAUACACAACUUGCCACUCCACCUGUGCAGAUUAGACUCGCCAUGAAGGACUGGGCUAUAGUCCAGAAGUUUAUCAAGGACUCUGUGGAUUCUGGGCAUCAAGAUAUUGCUUAUAUAAUUAAAAAGCUUGUUGCAGCCAAAGCCAUACAUUACGUCGCCAUGCCACAUUUCCUCAGCUUCCAAAAGCAGAGGAAGCCAAAGAGGGAGCCUUUGUGUGCAGAGUUUGUUGGGAGGACCACAGCUGUCCAGGAGCUCGCCUCUGCAGAGGUCCUGGUGGAGCUGGCCAACAUCCAGAGCAAGUAUGAGAAGCUGAAGGAGGCCACGGUGGAGGUCAAAGGCCACGCCACCAUGACACAUCAAGGCUUUUCCGCCGGCCUGAAAGACUGCAUGUCAGAGUUCACCACGUGGCAGCAGAAGACUUUCUCACAGGAUAACAAAGACAAGAACUCUGAUGAGGAGGAGGAAGAAGAGGAGGAGAAGCCAGCUGAGUCCAGCAGCAGGAGGGCCAGACUCCUGUCCUCCAUCAAGCAGAAGAGCUACGGCAUAUUCCCAGACGCGUCCAAGUCCAGGAGGCAUCGACAGGUUGAGACGGUGGAUUCCUCCGGCUCAGGAGCAGAGCAGCUCCAGGACACGGCGGCUCUGCAGCGAAAGAGGCCUCCGUCACUGCGAGCUCGGACCUGGCAGAGUCUCGGGUUGACGAAGGAGAACUGCAAGCUCCAGACGUGGCUCCUGAGUGCUCCUGAGCAGGAGAGGGUCCCAGUAAAGAGGACCAGCCACACGGCACCUUUCAAAGCAUGA